ACAGGUUUUUGGUAGCAAUCUCACGCUCUGACAGCAAUCAUUCUUCCCCUUGUGAGACUUCCUUCAUAACCCUCCUCUAUCCCUUUUCUCUCUCACACACAGUGAAAUCUAGAAAAAAGUAACCUUUUUCAUAAAUCCCAUUUGAGUUUUCCCAAUAAUGGCCGGAAGAAGAAGGAAAAAGAUGAAAUUAUUGGCUGAAACACUCGAAGACAACAAAAGAGUGCAAAGAGGGCAGCCAGAUGAGCAACAAAUACAGUCUGAUCUUCCAACAGAGCUUUUGGAACUGAUUCUUUCUCAGUUAACUUUGAGGGAUAACAUUCGCGCUUCUGCAGUUUGCAAAAGAUGGCUAACUAUUGCAACUUCUGUCAGAAUGGCCAAUAAGCCUCCAUGGCUCAUGUUUUUCCCAAAAUUCGGUGAUUUGUAUGAGUUCUAUGACCCUUCUCAGCGCAAAACGUAUUGGCUUGAGUUGCCAGAGCUAAAUGGCUCCAGGAUUUGUUAUGCCAAGGAGGGUUGGUUGCUGCUGUACAAGCCUAGAACUCAGCUUGUAUUUUUCUUUUGCCCUUAUACCCGAGAGUCGAUCGAUUUGCCUAGUCUAGAAUUAACAUACCAAAUAGUUGCCUUUUCUGCCGCUCCAACAUCUCCAAGCUGUAUCCUUUUUACAGUUAAGCAUGUUAGCCCCACAGUUGUUGCAGUCAGCACGUGUCAUCCUGGGGCAACUGAAUGGACUACCGUUAAUUACCAAAACCGGUUGCCGUUCGUUAGCAGCAUUUGGAAUAAGCUAGUUUUCUGCAAAGGUCUUUUCUAUUGUUUGAGUCUUACUGGUUGGUUGGGGGUUUAUGACCCUCAAAAGAGUACUUGGGCUGUUCAUUCUGUGCCUCCGCCUAAAUGCCCAGAGAAUUUCUUUGUCAAGAAUUGGUGGAAAGGUAAAUUUAUGGCAGAGCACAAUGGGGAUAUUUUUGUAAUAUACACCUGCUCUGCCGUAAACCCUGUCAUAUACAAGUUGGACCAAACAAAUAAAGUGUGGGUGGAGAUGGAAACUUUAGGAGGCAUGACACUCUUUGCAAACUUUUUAUCAUCCCAUGCUCGGACAGAUCUUCUCGGGACAAUGAGAAACAAUGUCUUCUUCUCCAAGGUUCGGUUCUAUGGGAAACGUUGUGUUUCGUAUUCUCUCGACAAUGGAAGAUAUUAUCCCCGAAAGCAGUGCUAUGAUUGGGGGGAACAAGAUCCUUUUGAGAGCAUUUGGAUUGAACCACCCGAAGACCUUUCCGCUUUUCUUUAAAGGUAGCGGCUGCAUUGGUAUGAGUAUUUAGUCCAUGUUCAUGGAUGGUUAGCUUCUCCACGUCUUUCAGUUAUUUGCUGCUAUAGUCGCUUGCACUUUGCUACUUGAUGUUUCAAGUUUGACUGCAAUAAAUAGUUAUCAACUAUGCAGCUGCACUUCCUAUCUUAAUGUGGUUUAUUUUCAUAUGAUUUUCAUAACCCAGUCAGUAUAUGCAAACUACGACUAGAAGUCUUGGGAACAAUGUUGUACACAUUAGUUGUAACAUUAGGGAAUUACUACUAUCCGUUUUAUUAUCUUCUCCCAUUAUUUUCGCUGCA
This is a messenger RNA of Sesamum indicum (sesame), 1596 nucleotides long. RefSeq names its product F-box/kelch-repeat protein At1g57790. The record is from RefSeq and is a predicted model, not a curated record. Gene Ontology annotation, molecular function: protein binding. NCBI's taxonomy places the organism in Eukaryota, Viridiplantae, Streptophyta, Magnoliopsida, Lamiales, Pedaliaceae.